AUGAACUCACAGCAAUUCGAUCCGGCCGCCAUGAUCGGCUUGGCCGGUGCCUCGCCCGGAAGAACAGAGGACAAUUUCGACAUCUUCGAAUGGUAUCCGCUCUAUCAGAGCUGCCAGCGAUACUUCUUGGACCACGCACAACACAGCGUUCCCGUACAGGCACUUUCCGCAUUCUUGAACAUCCGAUUACCCUUUCAGCGACAACCCAACCCGACCUUCAACUCGAACCCAGUCUCCAGUCCAUCAUCGUCAUCCUCCGGCCCAACACCAGCUGGAGCACCGUUUGUCUCAUUGAUUCCUUAUAUCCGUCGACUAGUCGCAACAGGAAUGGAUUUUCCAGGGGUUCUGCACGGCUUUUUUGGAGAUGACUGGGGCACCGGCGUGGGACCAUUGCAUGAGCAGGAACGUCGCAACUACCUCUUUGCCGCCAAGGGCGGAGGCUGGGCAGAUGCGAAGAAAGAAUACGACAUGUCCCCACUGGAAACGAUCCCAUUCCUACGCCCGCUUCAAGGACCCUUGGAUGCCGAGAUCGAAGCUGCCGAGCGAAGCUGGAGCGAAUGGCUCGCCAUGGAAGACUGGAUGGUCGGACCGCGGGCACCAGAUCAUCUCCACGACUCGUCUUCGCAGAAUUCGCGACCUCGAAGCACACGCGGGUGA
Messenger RNA from Penicillium maclennaniae, 657 nucleotides. RefSeq lists its product as uncharacterized. Bases 1 to 657 code for a protein of 218 amino acids. The record is from RefSeq and is a predicted model, not a curated record. NCBI's taxonomy places the organism in Eukaryota, Fungi, Ascomycota, Eurotiomycetes, Eurotiales, Aspergillaceae. The transcript has a single exon.